Messenger RNA from Aspergillus uvarum CBS 121591, 1740 nucleotides. RefSeq lists its product as uncharacterized. Lineage: Eukaryota; Fungi; Ascomycota; Eurotiomycetes; Eurotiales; Aspergillaceae. The coding region runs from base 302 to 1474 and encodes 390 amino acids. The transcript has a single exon. The record is from RefSeq and is a predicted model, not a curated record.
AUCUGUGGAUGUUAAGUCUCGAACCCCAGUCUAUCAUUUCGGAGAUCCUUCUUACUGCUUCCUGCAGUCAUCCAUGGGUCCUAUCCCGUAUUGGAUACUCAUAUAAGCGGAGAUCCUCUUCUCCCAAGCCCCCCAUCCUGCCUUCCCUAUAUUUAUGAAUGUUCAUGCCCACUAUCCACCACCUCUUUAACCUCAACCUCAACCUCAACCUCACUCUCACCCUCAUUCUCUCUCUUGAACACCACCUCUUCUCAGGCCCAUACCUAUCCUUCUUUCACUCUACCGCCCACACAUAUCCCCAAUGGCCAAUUGCUGGCAACCUCAAGCCUCAUUCGUCGACCCAGCCUGGGCUUCCAACAACCAGCCAUGCAUGCGUUCUUCGACCUUCCGCGACAUGAUCCAUGCCUUCCCUAGGCCAAAGCAGACCGGACGGGUGACCAAGCCCCGGAGUGCCGGCAACAGUCCUGCUUCUGCUGGCAGACGGAGGACGACGACCAUGCCUCACAGCUCGACCAUGUACCCUGGCUACCAAGCCCCAUUCAACCCUGCCGCUUUGGCAUCCGCCUUCUCCAGGAGUAGUCGCAACCGGCCGAUGAGCUGGCAUCCAGUCAUGGACCCGUCCACCUUCCCGACGGACCCGUACUUCGCGAACUCGACCACUCUGGACAGCCUUGCCGCCGUGGGCAUGUGCCCUCAGCCACUCCCCACCGCCCCCGCUGUCCUCGAAGGCAACGACAUGCUGUCCUCGUACGCCAAUGGGCUUCCUUUCUUCGCUGGCGUGCAAAAUCAAUUGCCGCUUCACCAGUCCGCCUUUGUCCAAGAGGACCCCGUCUCCUGGGAGACAAGUAACUCGACGAUGCCCGCCAUGACUGAGCCCAUGUCGGACUGCUGGUCAUUCGACAUGGCUUCCAUGCACAACAGCAUGCCCUCCGCCUACGUCGCUGACUCCACCUAUGACGAGAGUGUGCCAUCCUCAGGAUGCCUGACAGGCCCGGCCACCCCUCAGUUUCUUCCCAUCCAGCGUCCGGACGACAAUCUGACCGCCAAGUCCAACCCGGAAGACGAACUCGUUGGCAUGGGCCUGUAUAGCAACCCCGACGCAUUGAGUGAGACCUCGCUCCUGGGUCUGUCUGGCAAGGGCUUGAAGUUGGAAGAGACAUUCACUCCCUCAGCAAACAACGCGGAGGACAAAGACAAUGACGAUGACGACGAUGAAGACGACGACGAUGACGCCCCUCAAGAGCAGGAUGAGCAGGAUGAGCAGGAUGAGGCCGCCUUCUCCAGCUGCGCGGCUCCAAACGCGACGCAGCCCCAACCCCACGUCGGUCAGCAGCCCGUCAAACCCGCCGCGAACAUGAUGCACAAAUCAUUCUUCUUCGAGGAUGACUUCGAGCCACAUGCGAUUGUCGGAUCUCAGCCGCUCAUCAACAUGGCUAGCCAGCCCUGCGUCAAUUACGGCUAUGGCUGGAUUUGAUUUUUCGGGAACGCAUUCAUCCGCCUGUAACUUUUUUAUGAAUCCUGUAUUCGCUAUUCAGCAUUGCAUAGCGUGGAGUUGUGUAUUUUUGUUGUUUGUUUGGGUUCGGACGGCGUUUUACAUGUACCAAAUACCCUGGGAUGGCUGAUUGGAACUACCUUAUUCCCUUCUUUUAUGAUGACUACCUUAUGUAUUAGAGAACCCUUGGAUGUUGUAACACCAAUGAAUGAAGACAUCCUCAGGGAUGGCAUAUAUGAUGGACCAUG